Messenger RNA from Nyctereutes procyonoides (raccoon dog), 2009 nucleotides. Its product is annotated as serpin B13-like. Bases 16 to 1317 code for a protein of 433 amino acids. Lineage: Eukaryota; Metazoa; Chordata; Mammalia; Carnivora; Canidae. The transcript has 8 exons. Gene Ontology annotation, molecular function: serine-type endopeptidase inhibitor activity. The record is from RefSeq and is a predicted model, not a curated record.
GGAACUGCAACGAUAAUGACUAGGGAGAGGCAGAGAGAAUGCUAUAAAUUCAAGAUCUCAACAACUCAUGUUACACAUGCUUCUUUUGGUUCCUCGCUCAAGCCGCCUCUGCUUCUUCAAAAACCAGAUCUUGCCGGAAUCUUCAUGGAUUCACUUGGUGCAGCAUACACUCACUUUGGGUUUAAUCUCUUCCAAAAACUGAAUAAAAUAAAUGAUGGCAACAUCUUCUUUUCCCCUGUGGGCAUUUCUGCUGCCAUUGGCAUGCUCAUCCCAGGGGCCCGAGAAGCCACCGCCAUGCAGUUGCAGAGGAUGCUUUUCUCUGAAAAAGACACAGGGAGCUCAAGGAACAAAACCGAAGAAAGAGAGAUUGACAAGACAGAAGAGAUACAUCACCAAUUUCAAGAGUUUUUGAAUGAGAUAGGCAAACCCACUAAUGAUUAUGAACUAAAAAUAGCCAAUAGGCUCUUUGGAGAAAAGACAUACCUCUUCCUUCAAAAAUACUUAGAUUAUGUGGAAAAAUAUUACGAUGCUUCUCUGGAACCUGUUGAUUUUGUAAAUGCAGCAGAUGAAAGUCGAAAGAAGAUUAAUUCCUGGGUUGAAAGUCAAACAAAUGAAAAAAUCAAGGACCUGUUUCCAGAUGAUUCUCUAAACAGCCUCACCAAGCUGGUGCUGGUGAACAUAGUUUAUUUUAAAGGGCAGUGGGACAGGGAGUUUAAGAAAGAAAACACCAAGGAGGAGGAAUUUUGGCUGAAUAAGAGUACAAGCAAAUCUGUGCCAAUGAUGACACAGUGCCAUUCCUUUAGCUUCACCUUCCUGGAGGACUUGCAAGCCAAAAUCCUGGGGAUUCCAUAUAAAAACAAUGAUCUAAGCAUGUUUGUGCUGCUGCCCAAUGACAUAGAUGGUCUGGAGAAGAUUCUAGAUCAAAUAACUCCAGAAAAAUUAGUAGAGUGGACGAACCCAGGGUACAUGGAAGAAAGGAACGUGACCUUGCACCUGCCCCGGUUUGAAGUGGAGGACGGUUACAAUCUGGAGGCCGUGUUGGCAGCCAUGGGGCUGGGGGAUGCCUUCAGUGUGUGUGGAGCUGACUCUCCCGGGGUGCUCUCACACUCCAGGCUGCACGCACAGAAGUUUCUACAUAGGUCCUUUGUGGUGGUAACCGAGGAAGGCACAGAGUCUACAGCAGCCACCAGUGUGGGCUUUGCCCUCAGCUCUGCGCUGAGCUGUGAACACUUUCAUUGCAAUCACCCUUUCCUGUUCUUCAUUAGGCACCAUGAGUCCAACAGCAUCCUCUUCUUUGGUAGAUUUUCUUCUCCUUAGGACUCUCUUUGCUUUGGCAGAAAACCAGCGUUGGAGUUUUGUUUAGACUAUGGAAAUAGCCCAAUCUUAAAAAUAUUGUUUUACUCGCUUGUAUUCUAAUCUCACCAUCAAAAUCAGUGAUUUAAUGACUGUAAUAGGGUGUGUGUGUGUUUGUAAUUCUCUUUGAGAGUGAAAUGUCCUUUAGUUUGUGCCAUGUAUAAAGUGAGUUAAAUCGAGGCUCAUUAGUAAUCUCCUGUUGAUUUCUUCUGAAAGUAAGUCAACUUCUCAUAGCUUUGUGCACUAAUUCGUGAGAAACAGACUCUUCAGUAAAGACUGUGGACUGGUGUUUCUGGGAGUCUCUCUAGUUCUAAUAGUUUGACAUAAUGCACAAAUAAAAUCAAAGAAUAAUUUCCUCAAUUCAUGUGAUAUUUUUUUCUUUCUCAGAAGUGUGGCCAACUGCAGAGAGGAGAAUUUAGAAGCACGUUAGCAAAGCAUAAAUUAAAGCUUAAUGCCAGAACAAAAUAAAACAAUGUGUUAGACAAAGAGGAGUCCCAUAUUUUCACCCUCUCUUCUAAUGGAGUAUUUUACCUGCUGUCAGUUGUGUGAGCAUUUUGAUAUUGUGAAACAAAUGUGAUUUUGAGAAGGUAAAUAUUAGAGCUGAUCAAUAUUUUUACCCUGUAAUUUUUUCAAGUGACAAUAAAUAUUUGGAAUGA